Aspergillus calidoustus is the source of this 1845-nucleotide messenger RNA. The record is from the annotation of a GenBank genome assembly. Lineage: Eukaryota; Fungi; Ascomycota; Eurotiomycetes; Eurotiales; Aspergillaceae.
AUGACGAUUCUUCAUCAUCAUCCCGACCUGAGGAAUGUGGGAACAUCUCUUACUCGAUCGCUUGUCAAUCAGAAGCCCCAGUCCUGUUCCUUUGAGCAGAGGCCUAUUUCUGGAGGUCAAAGUAAUCGUCACCGUGCACUUACAAAAGAGCCUCUUUGUCCUCGAAAGUGGUUCAUUGAGCUGCUUAUUUUCCCACCAUUUCCCGACUCGAUUUCCAACAAAGAAGAACGCACGUUUCACUACAAGACAUCGGAACACUCCUGUUGCCAGCCCAGAUACACAAACUUUCUCACCCCUCAAGAACUCUCUCAGAACGAGAGAUCCUAUUUCGAAGAAACAUACAACAAUAUGCCGGAAGUUAAGAAGACAAACCGGCCUCACCUGGAUGUCAAGAAAGAUGACCCAGCAAAAGCUGAAGAACUAGUGUGGCCCUUUGCAGAAACGCCGAAAGUUCCCAGAGGGAAAUGGAAACCGUACAAAUAUUUCGGCCCAGAGAGAACUUUCAGAGAGCCUAGAAGUUUCAGAGGCGGAGGAGCGCCGCUUCACGUCGUCGGAAAAGAGUUAGGACUGCCAGGGCUGGGCCAGGAUAGUCGGCAAGAUACAGCUACACCAAAGCGAACCGAGAGGUUAACGCCGUCACCCGUGUGCAUGCCUAUGAUUUAUCUUGGAGAUGCCUCGCCUGCUCCGCGGUGGCUGAUCAGACCUGCUGACCCGGAGAACAAGCACGACUCGUCCCGCGAGUCUUCUGUCUCAAGCGGCUCUCGGCUUCCGCCUCUGGGAAAGCUGCGCUGGGAGUUCGAUCCUGGUAUGCGCUCCGAGCACGGGCUUGAUGAGGAUUGGUUACGCGACUAUGCGUACCGGUAUCUUCUGAACUCACUUUGUGAUCCGAUUGUUCGGGAUGAAAUGAGGGACUUGAUCUGGAAUGGACCGCAUGCGCCGGCUGUUGCACACGUUGAGGACCCGUUACCGGUUCCUCCUCCUCCACCGCACUUCAACGACAAGAAGCCCUUAGACUAUGUGUCUCUUCGCCGGCCGAUAUCUGCUUCAGCGCCUGAUGAUUACUAUUUUACGUAUCCCGGAUAUGAGCGCCCGCGGCUCGCAGCCAGAGUACGAACAAAAGCCGAUGUCAAGACAAACGCAGAGGGUGCAUAUAGCAACGCCGAUCCAUUUUCCACUGAUGGUGACGAUUCAAGUGAUUGGGAACCUGCCAGCAACCAAACCCGCUCUCACACCGAUUCUGAGCUCGCUUCCAAUUUCUAUGCCUCUACCCGCAAGUCAAGCGCCAGCACCAUCGCCAUUUCCAGCACGCGUACUCGCACCGACACCGGCCGCAGCUGGUACUCUGGCGUCAGUGCUAGUACACGUACCCGCACGAGCACUGGCACUAGUUCGCGCUCCAGCAUCAGCGCCAGCUCCAAGGAAUUUUUCAAGCACGCGGACAGCGAAGCAUCAGACUCAACGGGGUAUAACCCCUCAAGCGACGACGACGACCAACAUAUCAGUUCAGACUCAUCGAAAGCGCCCAGCAUCGUGACUUCCUCAGAGGAUGAACUGACCAUUACGAAGCCGCCAAAGCGAGACAGCAGACGUCCGAAUAAGACUAUUGAAAGGGCGUACGUGUAUGUCCCAACGUUAGAGGAACUCUCCAGUGAAGCUCUCCCUCCGCGGAAGCAACGAAGAGACACUCGAACCCAAACCCAUGACAGGCUUACUUCUGACGCCUUUUCUGGUGAAGAGGAUAUACCACUGCCUAAACUUCCUAAAGUGGUGGGGAAGACACCGAAGAAGAAGAAGAAGAAGAAGAAGAAGAAGAAGAAGAAGAAGACGGCAGCAAAACGUCGGUGA